GUGCUGAACGCGGCAACAAAUCACGUCACCUGCGUACGUCACGGAGGACGUCGUCCGUGUUUGAACGUGGCGCCGCGAAGGUGUAAAAAUCGGAGUUAUACGCGAUAUAUUCGCAGUUUUUCUAUGUUUACAUAUUUAAUGACAGCUAAACGUUCAACGGAUAGUUGUUUAGAUUAAUAGUCCAUGCUUGUCGCGUUAUAUAUCUACUUGUAUGAUUAACACAACAGACAUGACAGCCACGGCUUGUAAUAAAUGGAAGGGCUUGUUUACCGUUGGAGAGGAGUUUGAUGAUGAGGAGUUGCUUGAAGCUGAUUGGACAUGUCCUUCAGAGCACACAUCUACCACUGUAGCACCAUCGUCUGAAUCCUCACAUGUUCAGCAGAGCACCGUUAACUUGUCAUCAGGCCUUGCGGAAAAUACGUCUGGAUCUGUUUCUGUUCCGACCCUUCGUACCCCAAUAUGUGGCACUAUCAGUGCCCUACCAGAUCUUUCCAAGCCUUGCCUUCAGCCAGUCUCCGCUUCCGUUUCUUCUCUCCGAGCGCCCGCGUCAUCCCUACAAUCUAACCCAUUAAACCCUCCACCCCCAGCAUCUCUCAAUGUCCUGCAGAGAGACCUCCCUCCUCAGGAUGACUUUGAUGACUGGGAUGUGGAUCUGGAAGAACUGGAUAGCAUUCCUCAAAUGGCUUCUGAGUCACGAAAUAAUCCAGUUGCACCACUAGACAACAUUUCACCCGCUAAACGGUUGAGGCCGUCAGCGCCAGAAGCGUCCUCUCAUGGCAGGUUUGGUGCUACCUGUUCAGCGUCUGUUACACGGCCCUUAGUCAACACCACAUUUGCGUCCCCCAUCCAAAGCCCCGUGUGUCCAUCUACACCUAUGCGUGGUCCUGCUACACCAGCCUCGCGAUUCCCCAGACCUGUGACUCCCAGGCCUCCAGUUGUGUCGCCUCAGUGGCAGAGGGGCGCUUCGACACCGAGGACCCCGAUGCAGCCCAGAGGGUCUCUUUUCCACUCUGUGUCUCCUGCUACUGAUUCUUCUUCCACAUUUACACCUCGUCCUCUUAACACACCUGUCCUGACCAAUCAUCUGGUCCAGCUGGUGUCUGCGGCCAAUAAAACACCUCAGAGACCACAGAGGCGUAUGAUGCCAGCCAAAGCACGUCGUUUUCCUGGCCCAGCAGGAGCACUACCACUGCAGGUCAGUGAACGGAGUCUUGAUGACAUUGUUGUGUCAGUUCCUCAGACUCCUGCACAUGGAGCUGUUGCUCGCCUAAAAAGUGAGCAGGUUUCUAGCUCUCAGGUGAGUGAGGAAGAGGAGUUCAGCAGGGGUCCGUGGGCAGUGAUGAAGACUGAGAUGGGAUUGGAUGAGAAGAACCCCUCUUGCUUUCUGCACUCUUACAGUGUUGUCAUGGUACUCCGCAAGGCUGCUCUCAGACAGCUAGCUAAGAAUAAGGUCCCUAAUAUGGCUGUCGUCUUGAAGAGUAUCACACACACACAUGCAGAUGCAAAGGCCGUCUUCAGAGAUCCCACAGGUGAGAUGCAGGGCACGGUUCAUCGGCGCCUGGUAGAAGACAGAUUGGGAGAGCUCAAGACAGGAGCUGUGUUACUUCUCAAACAAGUCGGUGUGUUUUCACCAUCACACCGAAAUCACUACCUGAAUGUCACACCCAAUAACCUUCUCAAGAUAUACCCACCUGAUGGGGUCUUCCAUAACUCCCAGCCAUCCCACCCUCCACUGGUGCAGGAGCUUACAUUGCACAGUGAACCCACAAGGCCUGCAGGGGGCCCGGUGUCUCAGAUGGAGCUCCACUUUGAUGAUGAAGACGACGGUGAAAAUGCAUUUGAGGAAAGCCGGGCUGCUGAUGGUUUAGACACUGCAGCUGUCUCUAAUGAGCUCUGUCAAGCACCUACAGUGUCUGGACCGACAGGAGACACAGCAUGGGACACAGAUGACCUUGAUGAGCUGCUCGGGGAGUUACCAGUGGAGGCAUAUGACGGACUACUUUGAUCACACGGCCACUUUAUAUCCAAACUAUAGUUGCAGAGCAACUAUUAAUACACUAAUAAACAAACCUUUGUAAAUAUGUAUAUAAAUCACUUGUCUCACGCAAAAAAUUGAAAGAAUAAACACCUGA
Molecule: messenger RNA, 2132 nt
Organism: Labeo rohita (rohu)
Lineage: Eukaryota; Metazoa; Chordata; Actinopteri; Cypriniformes; Cyprinidae
Gene: hrob
Product: homologous recombination factor with OB-fold
Exons: 10
Coding region: 212-2005 (597 amino acids)
Biological process (GO): recombinational repair
Source: RefSeq, a predicted model, not a curated record